Molecule: messenger RNA, 1298 nt
Organism: Diospyros lotus (date-plum)
Lineage: Eukaryota; Viridiplantae; Streptophyta; Magnoliopsida; Ericales; Ebenaceae
Exons: 5
Coding region: 163-1086 (307 amino acids)
Biological process (GO): base-excision repair
Molecular function (GO): DNA-3-methyladenine glycosylase activity
Source: RefSeq, a predicted model, not a curated record
UGAAAUAUAUUAUACGUACGUAUGUAUGAAAUUCACAUUCCACCAACUUGCUCUUGUUUGCGUGUUUUCCCCUUUGAAAGCCAAGGCUUUAUAAAUUUCAAGCCAUCUUUAGAUUCGUUACCACUCAGUUAAGGCAGAAGACUUUGUCUUUCCUCCUCAAGCAUGUCCAAAGAAAAUCCAAGGAGGCAUGUUCUGGAGAAGAGCAGGAGUUCGAGAGAAAAGGAGAAGCCAAACCAUGGCUUCUUAUCCAGGCACCUGAAGAAAGUUUACCCCAUAAGCCUGCAGAAGAGCAGCUCUCCAUUGUCCCUUUCUUCUCUGUCCUUGACUUUGUCCGAGAACUCGAAUGAUUCUUCCCUCACCGAUUCUACCAUCACUCUGGAUCAGAAAAUCUCCUUGGCACUGCGGCGAAUUGCACCUCCUGAGAGACGAGAUGUCCCUGUGGUGACGAGAAACGUGCAGCAGCCGAGUCCUAAUCCCACCGAAGAAGGGAACAGAAGAUGCAACUGGAUCACCAAGAACAGUGAUAAAAUUUAUGUACAAUUCCAUGAUGAGUGCUGGGGAGUUCCAGCUUACGAUGACAAUCAACUGUUUGAGCUUCUUGCAAUGUCCGGUAUGCUGAUGGACUAUAAUUGGACUGAGAUUCUGAAAAGAAGGGAACUGUUCAGAGAAGCAUUUGCUGGAUUUGAUCCCAACACCGUGGCAAAAAUGGGGGAGAAAGAGAUCACGGAAAUAACUUCCAACAAAGCAAUAACGCUGACAGAGAGCAGAGUGAGGUGCAUUGUGGACAAUGCCAAAUGCAUAGUUCAGAUUGUGAGGGAAUUUGGAUCAUUCAGCAGCUUCAUGUGGGGAUAUGUGAAUUACAAGCCAGUGAUCAACAGAUACAGAUACCCAAGAAAUGUGCCCUUGAGAACUCCAAAAGCAGAGAUCAUCAGCAAGGACUUGCUGAAGCGCGGGUUCCGGUUUGUGGGGCCUGUGAUUGUGUACUCAUUCAUGCAGGCUGCAGGGAUGAGCAUUGAUCAUCUUGUUGAUUGUUUUAGGUUUAGUGAAUGUGUCAGCCUUGCAGAGAGGCCAUGGAGACAUGUCUAGAUUUUGAAUCCCAUAAUGUUGUGAAAGAAAAAAAAAAAAAAAAACUUCCAAGUAGAAAGAAACAGUGGUUCUUUCUGUUUAAUAUCAGUAAAUUCUGGAGCAAUUGUGUAAUAUAAAGGAUUGGAUUGUUAUGUUACAAUAAACACAGUAUUUCUCAGUUGUUCUGCAAAUUUUGAGGAUUGGGUUAUUGUGUGUAAGCUCCAAAGAGUCGG